UGUCCAUUUAUUGUAAAUAAUGCCAGGGCCGGACGGGUUUAUUUACAAGCAGAGAGAGAGACAGAGAGAGAGAGAGAAAAAAAAGAGAAAAAAGUGCAAUGUCAGUUUUGGCCUCAAGUCGUGCUACCCUGAUCGGUCACGUAAGGACACUCGGGCACGUCAUCCGAGACGUAACACAGCCUUUUAUUUACACUUUUAAAAAUCAACAAGUUUCUUAACUUAAAUUAAAGACUCAUCCGAAUGACAGUUUUGUGUAGAAUAUCUACUGAUACUUCGACGUGAUAUUAGUCCUAGUCGCCGAGGAAUGACGUCACGUGGUAUCAGACUAAUGACGCUGAUCAUUGUUUGAGGGAAGAAAAAAAAAAAACGCUGUUAAAAUUCCGAAUUAGGUCAGCGAACUAAUGCAUCGCCCAGUGAGCAGCCGAUGAUUGCAAUCGUCGCUUUUAUUCAUGGGGCCUUACACGACGCUCGCCGCCGGGACACACAACCCGCUCGGAGGAGACAUGUCCGCUCUUUCCAGCAUUUGCAGGCGGGAGUCGUAGCCGCUCCACCGCUUUCCCGCUCCGAUACCUCCCGCCGUCUGCUUCGGGAGACCGACACACAGCCCGGCGAACGUCCGCCCCGCCGCCGCCGCCAGUGCGGCUUGAAUGGUUAGCCGCCACUCGGAGGGCAGACUACAACAGGGACAGCAAGAGACGCCGCCGCCGACGCUUCUCUGGGGAUUCCCAGGAAAUAUAUCAGUCAUCGCUUCGCCUGCCUUCCAGCCAGCCAGAGCCGCCCGCCCGCCCGCCCGGCCGGUUGGCCGACCCGCAGCAACACGGCGCUUGCACACGCUCGUGUAGUUGCAACAUUGAAGGAGUCUUGCUAUGCGAGCGAGCGAGGGAGCACGGCCGCUUGAGACAUGUGAGCCUGGACUCUUCCGUCUCGCGCCGUCUUUGCCCAGAGUAGAAAGUUGCACGUGUUGACAAUGUCGAGCCGCCGAAAGUCCACCACGCCUUGCAUGGUGCUACCCUCUGACCGGUUGGAGGCCGCAACUGAAAGGACAAUGGAAGUAGGGGUGGAGGGGCCGGUAGAUGAGGCUCAAACGGCAGUGGAGUUGGAUCAAACAGUAGCCGUUGGCCCCGCACCACUAGAUACUGGCGACGCCGACAGCCGGGAAGACAAAGAGGCCCCGGCUCCGUCGGUGAAGUGCAGCGCCGCCACCGAGCAACCCGGCGAGGAUCGGCAGUGCGACAUGCUCCGAGACGUCGGAACGGACGCUACAAAUGUCGGCGCCAUCUCGCUAAGCAAGACCCCCAUCAUGAGGAUGAAGACCAAAUCGGAGCCCAAGAGGAUUGCCGUGUCCCUCAAAGCUUCAGAUGAAGCCGUGGAGUACUUGGAAGCAGAGGGCGAGGUGGAAGCGGAGCAGCAGCAGCAGCAGCAGCAGCAGCAACAGCAGCAGCCCAUCCAAGCGCCUCUGGGACCAAUGGCGUCUGUUGAGAUGCUGCUCCAUGACUCCAUGAAGCUUGGAGCGGGAAACUUCCUGGUCAGCCAAGCCUUUGAGCAGCCAAGGAAGUCAUCCAUUUUAAAUCCCGCCAGUAUUCCUCCUGGCCUGGCACAGGUACUUUCCGCUUUCCAGGCCCAGCAGAAUCCAUCAGUUCAACCCCAAUUGCUAAUUCCUCUCAGCAGCAUUCCCUCUUAUAGUGCAGCUUUGGACAUCAACCCUCUGCUGGGGAGCACUUACAAGAAGUUUCCCUAUCCCUCCAUGGCUGAGAUUAGCAAUCUGGCCGGGCAGACGCAGUUCACAGAAGAGCAAAUUAAGGUGUGGUUCUCAGCCCAGCGACUCAAGCAUGGUGUCAGCUGGACCCCAGAGGAAGUGGAGGAGGCCAGGAGGAAACAAUUCAACGGCACUGUCCACACGGUUCCUCAGACCAUCACCGUCAUACCUGCUCACCAGCUGUCUGCUGCCAAUGGCCUGCAAUCCAUACUGCAGACCUGUCAGAUUGUUGGGGGGCAGCCUGGCUUGGUGUUCACGCAGGUCGCUCCAGGAGGGAAUGUUCCCGUGAGCAAUCCCAUCACACUGACGGUGGCGGGAUUGCCCAGCCAGUCCCAGAGCUCCAGCAGAGUUUCCUGCCAGUCCACCCCAACAAACUGUGAGCUGAAACGGGCUACCACUGUACAGCCGCCCUCACUUUCCCCACAGGAGAACUCUGCCCUGAGCGCCGACAGCUUCAGUCUGCGCCCCAAAAAGUCCAAAGAGCAGCUGGCCGAGUUGAAAGCCAGCUACCUUCAAAACCACUUUGUCAGCGAUGCCGAAAUUGCCCGUUUGAUGAAGAUCACCAAUUUAACCAAGGGGGAGAUCAAAAAAUGGUUCAGCGACACCAGGUAUAACCAGCGCAACUCCAAGAACAGCAAUGUCAUCGUAUUCCACGACGGAGGCGGCAGAGCAAGCGGCGGCGGCGGCGGCUGUAGCGCCGCCACCAUCGUCAUCGACUCCAGCGACGAAACGCCGGCAUCACCUCACCCUCCGUCCGCGCCUCCCGUCAAGGAGACCCGGCCCAAGACGUGGAAUCCCUUCCCGGACUUCACUCUGCAGAAGUUUAAGGAGAAGACACCGGAGCAGUUGGUGGUGCUGGAGGAGAGCUUUGAGAAGAGCAGCACGCCACCCGACGAAGAGCUGAGUCGCCUGAGGACCGAGACCAAACUGACACGGAGGGAGAUUGACGCCUGGUUCACCGAAAGACGCAAAUUUGCCGCUCCGUCCCCGGAGUCCUCUGAGGCGGAACGGAUGGACGCCGCCGCCGCAGGAGGGAGAGCUGGAGAGGUCACCGCUGCUUCUCGCGCCGCCUCCUCCUCUCGGAAAGGAGGGAGUCAAACGCCACCCGGAGGCAGCGGUAAACAGACGGCGACCGGCAGCUGCAACAACAACGGCGGCGUCAAGGAUAAGAGCAAAAAGACUCCGGAGCAGCUCCACAUUUUGAAAAGUGCCUUCGUGCGGACUCAGUGGCCCACCACAGAAGAGUACGACCAGCUGGUGGAGGAGAGCCGCCUCCCCCGACCCUACAUUGUCAGCUGGUUCGGGGACUCGCGCUACUCCUGGAAGAACGGCAACCUUAAAUGGUUCUUUCAGUAUCAAAGCGGCAACGUGGAAGGCGGCGGUGCCGGCGGCGGCGGCGGCGGCAGAGGUCAAAAAGCGGGAGGCGCUCGAAAAAGACGCGUCCGAAAUCGCGGUUGGGGGAGAUCCCGACCUCGAAAGCAGCCCCGGCGCUCGGCGUCCUUCGGUUCCGACUCGGACAGAUGCCCCCCGCCCAAGAAAUCCAAGAGCGGCAGGGACAUCUUGAAGGAGUACUACCUGAAACACCGCUUCCUCAACGAGCAGGACCUGGACGAGCUGGUCACCAAGACCAACAUGAGUUAUGAACGGGUGCGAGAAUGGUUCGCCGAGGUCCAGAGACGUCUGGACGUGGGCGCCGACCCCUUCCAGGAGCCACCUUCGGGCACGCCCGACGCAAGAGAGCCGGCCCAUGAAAUAAGGGGAGAGGCGUCACACGCCGACAAGGCACCCACAGGCGACCGAAUGGGAAACGAGGAGGAGGAGGACGACGACGACGACGAAGAGCACGAGGAGGAGGAUACGGACGACAGUGAGGUUUGGGAGCCGUCACGCAGCGUGAGGAAAUCCUUGUCUGUAUCCGAAGACUGAGGCUCAAUUUUGCAAAGGAGACUAACACAAUAUUAGUAGUCGCCCUCAACAUUAUUCAAAUGACCUGAGCAGCAUUUUAGCCAACAACAUCUAAAACUGGACAAUGACACACCCCAAAAAAAAAAAAAGUCAAUGGAAUUGAUGGUGACAACCGAGUGAGAUCAGCCCAUGUUGUACACACGGCAAGUGUAAAUUCCCUUUUGAAAUGCAUUCCUGCAUUUCCUUUGCACAAGCCCAAAUUUCAACUUCAAUUUCCAGCAAAUACUCACCAAUCUUAAAAUGUGUUUACAAGAUAGCUAGCCCUUCGUCAAAACACACACACACACACACACACACACACACACACACACACACGGUGGAACUUGUUCUAUAAUCUUGUAUGGAUUGUGAUUUAUGGGACUAUAGUCAGCUCAAUGAGAACGAACGAGUUUACAAAGUCGACGACGGCCUAAAGCAACAUGAGCCAAAGUACAUGAACAGUGAGUGAAUGCCAGCGUGCGUAUUUGUUGAAGGAUGUCUAUUCAAGUCUUCCCUUGACGCUGGUUACUACUAACCAACUAGUCAUGGGAAGGUGAAGCUUCAAAUUAGCCUCAUAAACCAUUUGCUUUAUUUUGACUCCUCUCGAUGGCACUGUUGGACUUUCAAACAUUCAUUCGUUCAUUCAGUGUGUUGAACAGAGUACCAUGGAGAGGACGAGUGGUUGGAGAAACAUACUGAAGCUUCAUUUUCCCAUCACUAAAAAUGACUCAUGAGGGAGAAAAAAAAAAAGAGUUGAAUAUGCACUGCGAUUUCCAUUUGUUUUUAUUUUUGCACCUUUUGUACACGACAAGCCUUGUGCUGUUGUUACUUUUGAUAGAAGUGUUCUGAAACUUUGCCAAAUUGGAAUGGCUUGUUGUCCCAAAACAAGCCAGCCAGCAAGCCAGCAAACAGUGUUUGACACUGGGGCUUCAAUCAUCACUUUAAGCUAAUUGACGUCAACAACAAUCACCACCUAAACCUAACUACUGGCCCGAUGUACGUAUUGUACUUGAAACCUUUGAAAUCGUGAAGCACCUGAACUAAUCGUGUUUCAAUUGCACUUUUUCCCGCCACCUAGUGGAUGUAAUUAGAAUUUGGCACCUUAUAGUAUCGCGCAAAGGCUCUGAGAGCCUGUAUUCGUUUUAGGACUAAACCAGUAUUUUCCCUUUUGUUUGUUUUCCCUGAGGAGGAAUUGUACCAGUUUGACCACUUUUCAAAUGCUGUUGGAUGUUUAUAUAGCUCGGUAGACUCUCCUGCCACUUUCUUUCGCUUUAUUGCACAUUUUGAGCCACCUUUUGCGUACUUUUGUGGGGGGAAGCAAUGCUUGGCUAAUGUUUUGUACUUUUUUUUUCUUUCUUUUCUUCCAAUCAUGUCUGUUGACUUUUUGAUGGACUUGGGAAGACACCUUAGCAGUGUUGUCUUUUCACCCAAAUUGAACAUUGCUGUCAUGUGUGACCACGGAAAGAACUGUCGACUACCAGCUGCCGUCGCCACGGUAACGACACAAGUGUCGUUAACUCAGACAGUCAGUCCUACUGUACCUACAUGUGCCUACUCGGCUUGUGGACUUGUGGCGAGAAGAUCCCCUCUUGUCAUCAUAAAGCACUUACUUACGGUAGCCUUUCUCAAAGCAAAUGUGGGAGGGAGGGAAUGCAUGAUGUGCAAGAUGCCUGCCUGCCUGCCUGCCUGCCUGCCCCAAGUUGAACAUUGUAAACUUCUGUCCAUGACCUUGGUUAAAGCUUCUCAUUUAUUUUCUGCUAUUUUGCCACCUUGUCGUCCACGCUAGCACCUUUUUAGCUAUCUGAAAAGCAUUUCCAGCCUGCCUGGUGUGUAAGCUGGCUGGCUGGCUGGCUGGCUGGCUGGCUGGCUGGCUGGCUGGCUGGCUGGCUGGCUGGCUGGCUGGCUGGCUGGCUGGCCGGCCGGCUGGCUGGCUGGCUGGCUAAUUGCAACCGAACGGGCAGACUCAUUAUGUAUUUGUCGUAACGUGAAUAGUAAGUGCCUGGGCAUGAAAAAGAACAAGAUGUUGUAUCCAUGUAUAGCAAGCGUUUCUACGUUUUUGUCAUUUACUGCAUGCAAUAAGUACGUCGAACAACUGCUCAUCUUGUACAUAUAUGUCCGUGUGUGUGCUCCUGUUGGCACGGUACUUAGCCAAUUGAAAGCGAAGUUGUCUGAUUUCAAAGUCUAAUUGUCUUUCCCAAAUCAUGAACACAGUUGCUCAGUGAGUCCUUUUCUCGCUACUUUGUCUUGACAAGCAUUUGUUUUCGGGCCUUCUUUCUGCUGCACCUUCUGCUGCUUAGUAUUUUAUUCCACAGAGGAGGUCAAAAGCCAACCCCAAAGGAUUUUACCAGCCUUCUCGGAAAUCUUUGUAUCCGUUUUUAUCUUUUCAACCAAAUAGUUUGUUUACUGCACACACGUUUGAAAGUGAGCUGGAGUUCAUUUCGACGGCUUUGCUUCUGGGUUGCAACAAAUAUCAAAUCACAACUCACUUGAAAAGAUGAGCACUUUAUUGACGGUACUUCAAAACGAUACGGUGGCAUUUCAAAAUGCUACUCUUUCAAUAAGGCCCGAGUAAACGACAUGCACAAAUCACAUGUAUUUCUCCGUUGAUAUGAUGAGAAAGUGCUGUGUCUUCUCAGUGGGUUUGGAUUUCAUAUCAUGUAUCAUAUAUGUAUCCUAUUUGCAGUAGAGCUAGUAUCGUGAGUAGUUAAACUGCUGUAAUAUUAUAUGCAUUUACCCUUUUGGCAUGAAAUGCCAUGAUUACGCUCUCUCUUUUAUCCUCUGUGCUCAAUGCAUCUUUUGCAAAUGUUUUCACCACAGAUUUUUCAACAAAUACAGUUUGUCACAACAAUG
Messenger RNA from Syngnathus typhle (broad-nosed pipefish), 6550 nucleotides. Its product is annotated as zinc fingers and homeoboxes protein 1-like. Gene Ontology annotation, cellular component: nucleus. The coding region runs from base 968 to 3682 and encodes 904 amino acids. Gene Ontology annotation, molecular function: DNA-binding transcription factor activity, RNA polymerase II-specific; DNA binding. The record is from RefSeq and is a predicted model, not a curated record. Gene Ontology annotation, biological process: regulation of transcription by RNA polymerase II. NCBI's taxonomy places the organism in Eukaryota, Metazoa, Chordata, Actinopteri, Syngnathiformes, Syngnathidae. The transcript is spliced from 8 exons.